AUGCUUAGGUUUUUCUUCCCAGGGCAGCACUUCUUACAGCAAGUGGAAUCUGCAGCUCUGCACGUCACAACCAGCCUCCCUCGUGAGUUAGCCAAUUUGCAGGACAGUGUUUGGCUUAGGGUGGACGAUCCAGGCGAUCCAUUUUGGCAGAGGCGUGGCAUAAACGGGCUUGAGGAAGGAGGAGGCAGCAAGACACACCCGUGCACAUGUAGCUGUGUGACUCGCUCCCUAUUUGAGCUUUGGGAAGUUAACAACCAGGCUGAGAAUCCCAAGGUUCUCCAGAUCUUUGACUCCAACUCCCAUUGGCCAUGCAGCCUGGGCGGGGUCAAUGGGAGUUGGAGUCCAUCUGCAGUUGGAGGGCACCUCUUUUCCACCUGUGGUUUACAGAAGCCGUAG
Molecule: messenger RNA, 396 nt
Organism: Podarcis lilfordi (Lilford's wall lizard)
Lineage: Eukaryota; Metazoa; Chordata; Lepidosauria; Squamata; Lacertidae
Source: the annotation of a GenBank genome assembly